GGCGAAGUCCACGGCAGAUCGCAACACGAAAUAUCGCGGGAAUCUUGAAAGUCGAAGACAGCCAGUGAGUCAACACACCAGGGCCGGCGCUGGCUCAGUUUUGUGACCCAAUUUUCCCACCAAUGGGCGGCCUGGCUAAAUACCAUGAGCCAAACUCCCGCCAGGGAGCUUGGAAACGGACAAAGCUCCAUUCGCUUCCGAUGCUGAUUGCUCUACAGAUCAUCGAUUUAGUUCUUGCAGUCCCGGCCUGUAUCCCACUGCUGGAACGAGCAGAUGCAGAUCCUGGAGCUUUGAAUUUGUUGCAAAAGCUGCGGGAUUGCACCACGCAUCGAAUGUUUAGUGAGCGCCCUCAACUUUUGCAGGCCACUGGAUUUCGACUGGCGAGUUUCCGCUCACACAGUCAAAUCCUGUUCAGGUCUUCCUCCCCCUUCUGAUAGACAUCCCGAUCUCUCUUCUGCCAGCGGACUCGCCAUGUUGUUCUACGAGCUUGACAGGGCUGUGGGCAAAGCGUGCGGCAUUCCCACGGCUGACGGUGACAU
Messenger RNA from Kockovaella imperatae, 539 nucleotides. RefSeq lists its product as hypothetical. The coding region runs from base 123 to 434 and encodes 103 amino acids. The transcript has a single exon. The record is from RefSeq and is a predicted model, not a curated record. Lineage: Eukaryota; Fungi; Basidiomycota; Tremellomycetes; Tremellales; Cuniculitremaceae.